GCGAACGGGUACCUAAUUAACAAGUGGGGAAAAUUCUUUGAUUUUGAUGAUUUCAAUCAUGAUGGAAUUCUUUCAUUUGAAGACCCCAAAGCAUUUCUGGAACAUUAUAAAGCUCGUGAUGAUCUGACUGAUAAGCAAAAAAACAAGAUCAUAAAAGAAAUGGAUAGACUAUGGAAGGUCUUCUAUUUCACAAACAAGAAAGAACUCUCCAAAGAUGACUUUAUAAACAUGAUGAAACAAAGGUAUGAAUCCAACAUAACUGCAUGUAUUGAGCUGGUGCGUGCGUUUUCAACGGAUUGGUGCAAAUUGUUAGACUUGGAUGAAGACACAUUUCUUUCAAAAAAUGAAUUCAUUAUGGACUUUGUUGCUGGAACGCACAACAAUACCCAAAUAGACGAGCAAUUUUUCUACAUGUAUAAUCCCGUUAAUGAUCGUUUUCCCGUUGACGAUCUCAUCGAGUCUUGUGUUAUCUUUGCAACUGAACCCGACAGCUCAAAACCGGACAUUUUCUUAAAUGGAAUACUUAUCGGAGUUUGAAUAAUAAUUGUUUUGAAAACAUUUGAUGAAAUUUGGUUUUGAAAAGAAAGAGUUAAUAAAUGUGUUUUUUUUCGCAUAUCAAUAUAUCGGCUAAUCUUAUUAUAUAAAAAAUCAU
Messenger RNA from Ruditapes philippinarum (Manila clam), 652 nucleotides. Its product is annotated as sarcoplasmic calcium-binding protein-like. Lineage: Eukaryota; Metazoa; Mollusca; Bivalvia; Venerida; Veneridae. The record is from RefSeq and is a predicted model, not a curated record.